Punica granatum (pomegranate) is the source of this 2885-nucleotide messenger RNA. Lineage: Eukaryota; Viridiplantae; Streptophyta; Magnoliopsida; Myrtales; Lythraceae. The record is from RefSeq and is a predicted model, not a curated record.
UCUACGCUGUAACUGAUCUCAACCAAGAAUCUCCUCUGUUCUCUCUCUCUCUCUCUCUCUCUCUCUCUUUUGGGAUCUGUCACUGUAACAUAGCAAGACCCUUUUAAGGCUUAACCUCCUGAUUAGUAGGAUCGUCUCUCUUCUCUCCUCUCUCUCUCUCUCUCUCACGCUCAAUCAUUGAAAAUAAUGGCUGUUUUUUUUCGCCAUGUAGGUGUCUCUAGGGUUCUUGGAAGUCGGGGCUGUUUGCUUUUUUGACUACUUGGGUGCCAUUCCCAGCCUGUCCUCCUCCUACCAACAAUAACAGCAGCAGCAGACUUUAAGCCCCAUUUCAGUUUUUUUUUUUUUUUCCCCCCUGAAAGUGGGUUUUUGUUUUGUGUUAACUUCUGUCCUUGGCUUAGAUCUUACUUCAUCAGCAAAAAUCCCCGCUUUCUCAAACUGGGUGUUCAGUUUUCACCUUCAAUCCUACUUCUCCAGUGCAGAUGUCACAUUCCAUUGAGGGACUUCAUUUAUGCAUGAGACUGAGUUUGGCUUAAUCUUGAAACUUUCCGGUUCAUGUCUUGUUUUUGGUUGUUGUGUGUUCUUUGCGUGUCAGUUUCUGCGUUUUCCUUCAGAAGGGUGACUGAGAAAUGUUAGCUUCCAGUGAGCACAUCCCCGUGAUAUCAUUGCCGACCGAAGAUCUGAAAGAUCCACUAAACACCCCUCUGAUGGGAUCAAACUCUGAUCCCUCCGGCGGGUUCCUGCCCGCUUCCCGGUUUUCCGAAUCGCAACCUCUCCCCGCAGUCUGCACUGACGUGACUGUCAUCCCCGAGCACGAAAAACAGCAGCUCGAGCGGACCAUCGCGAAUCUUGAAGAUGAGAUUCUGCAGAUGAGGCAGAAGCAGAGGUUGUUGGAUGAAAGGAGAAGGUUGGCAUUAAACAGCAUAAUUGACAUCAAAGGAAGCAUUCGAGUAUUUUGCCGGGUCCGGCCAUUUCUGCCAACCGAUAGAAGAAAAUUUCACGAGCCUGUAACAGCUGAGCUGGAGAAAAUUGCCGUCAAGAUGCCCGGAGGUGUUAAAGAAUUCGGGUUUGAUAGGGUGUUUCACAAAGAAGCUAGCCAAGAGGAUGUUUAUGCUGAGGUGAAACCUAUUCUAAGAUCCGCACUCGAUGGGCACAAUGUGUGUGUUUUAGCUUAUGGUCAGACCGGCACAGGCAAGACUUUCACAAUGGAUGGGGUAAAUGAUCAGCCUGGGAUUGUUCCUCGAGCUCUUGAGGAGCUCUUCUCUCAGUCCUCUUUGAACGAGUUGUCUUCUCACACUUUCUAUAUGAGCAUGGUGGAGGUGUAUCUGGGGAACAUAAGAGACCUACUUGCUCCAAAACCGACCCAUAAGCCACACGAAGUCUCCAGUAGAUGCAAUCUCAAUAUUCAAUCGGAUCCAAAGGGAUUGAUCGAGAUUGAGGGCCUCACAGAAGUUCAAAUAUCUGAUCUUGGAAAAGCAAAAUGGUGGUACAAUCGAGGGAGGCGGGCAAGGGCCACAUCUUGGACCCAUGUGAAUGAGGCUUCAAGCAGAUCACAUUGCUUAAUGAGGAUUGCCAUAUCUCGAACUCGGGAUUCAAAGGCUAAGGCAGAAACGAGCAAACUGUGGAUGGUUGAUCUUGGAGGGAGUGAGCGUGUUCUGAAAACUGGAGCCACUGGACAAACUCUCGAUGAGGGAAGGGCAAUAAAUCUGUCUCUUUCAGCUCUAGGCGAUGUAAUUGCGUCUCUGAGGAGGAAAAAGGGUCACGUUCCUUACCGAAAUAGCAAGCUCACACAAAUCCUCAAGGAUUCCUUAGGUUUCGGAUCGAAGGUGUUGAUGCUUGUACACAUAAGUCCAUGUGAAGAUGACGUUGCGGAGACAAUCUGUUCGUUGAGUUUCGCAAGGAGAGCGAGAGCAGUUGAAUCGAUAAGAGAGAUACCAGAGGACUUGAAGAAGCAGAGGGAGAAGAAGUUAGCGGAGCUCGAAGAAGAAAUGAAAGAGGCAGAGGAAGAGUGCCAUAAAGUUCGAGAUCAGUUCCUUAAGACUGAAUUCCUCUUAAACGAAAACAAGAAGCUCUUCACAACCUCUUAUGGCCCAGUUGAAGAUGAGGAGAAGAUCACCACCACACCAGAAGACCUCAAGCAAGUAUUCAAAACACCGGUCUUGUCCGAUAAACUGGUAAAACCAAUUGUGCCAGGUCAGGUUCCUCGGUUCAUGACUUCAACUGUUGCGAGUCGCCAGAGGCAGGGCGCCUCGGAGAGAGACAUCGUGGGGAGAGUGAAGAGUUCAAGAUCGGCGACGAGAAUUUCCGUACAGUUCUCAGCUUCACAGUCCUUUAGCUACUCGGAUACUCUCUUCCGAGCAAUAAUCUCAAACAAGUCGAGCAAGAAAUCAAUAUAUGGGGAGACUAAGGCUAUUCACCCCACGGGAAGCCCGAAGUGUAGUGACAGAUCAGACUUGAAGCCGCAUUUGCUUCCUCGAAGUAAGAUGGUGACUUCAUCGGACCCAAACGUGAGGGUGGCACUGAGUCGUCACAGGAGGAGGGUGUCCAGUCUGAUCUAAUCACAACCCAGUUGACUGAUAGCCUAGUGUUCUGAUUUCCUCCUCUCGGUGUCCCUGUCAAGUGUGUGGGCGUGCCAUGAUCUUCAAGUUUGUUGUGAAGGAACGUCUCUUUUCAUUUUUUUUCGGCUUUGAUCGACACGUAUAUGUCUAUGUAUGUAUGAAGAGGAGUAGGCAUUGGUUGCUUUGCUGAUUAGGUAAGGAUAUGGUGAGGGAUCAGUCAGUUAUUUGUUCACUGAAUCCUUCUGAGGUUGAAGGUUGUUUUAACCAUUGGAAUGAACACUGUUGGUUCAUGACAUUAAUCUAUGAAGUUUGUGGUUUGUUCUGUUUUCA